UACUAUAUUUAGAUGUAUUAGUUUCUGAAUCAAUUUUGCAGUUUUUCAUUGCUUUAUAUAACGUGCUCUUCAAAUUUUCCCGUCAAAUAUAAUAGCACAAGAAUAUACAUAUACACACAUAUAUGCAGCUGUUUUUUUUUUUUUAAGAAUUAAAUAUGAAUAGAGUUUUAUGGCAUGUAUAUGUAUAAUUGUAUGCUAUUCUUUAAUAAAAAACCAGAGAUUCAAGUUUUGGUGAAGAAGAGCACAACAGCUCGCGAAUAUUCUUAUUCACCCUAUAGUAAGUUCAAAGUUGGAGCUGCAAUACUUUGUACCGAUGGGACCACUUUUACAGGCUGCAACGUAGAGAAUGCAUCUUAUCCUGUUGGAACGUGUGCUGAAAGAACUGCUAUUGUAAAAGCAGUGUCAGAAGGAAAACGAAAAUUCAAAGCAUUAGCAGUAGUAGCUGAUAAAGAACAGAAUACUUUUACCACUCCGUGUGGCUUCUGUAGGCAAGCUAUCGUAGAGUUUGGUGAUAUACAAAUUUAUUUGGCAGGGCCUGACAUGAAAACUGUAUUAAAAACUUCAAUCAGCAAGCUAUUACCUCGUGCCUUUGGCUUUGGAAAUGCAGAAAUAUUACAAUAAAUAAUUUCUAAAGUAUGUUUUUAUAUGAUUCAAUAGCUCUGAAAUAAAAUCAUUUAUUUUGUACUCAUUAA
Molecule: messenger RNA, 692 nt
Organism: Osmia lignaria (orchard mason bee)
Lineage: Eukaryota; Metazoa; Arthropoda; Insecta; Hymenoptera; Megachilidae
Source: RefSeq, a predicted model, not a curated record